Drosophila grimshawi is the source of this 2356-nucleotide messenger RNA. RefSeq names its product junctional adhesion molecule A (gene dpr6). The record is from RefSeq and is a predicted model, not a curated record. The transcript has 7 exons. Gene Ontology annotation, biological process: synapse organization. NCBI's taxonomy places the organism in Eukaryota, Metazoa, Arthropoda, Insecta, Diptera, Drosophilidae. Gene Ontology annotation, cellular component: neuron projection membrane. The coding region runs from base 682 to 1842 and encodes 386 amino acids.
ACACACACAAAUAUAUAUAAGUAUAUAUGGGUGUGUGUGUAUAUGUGCUGUAACACAAAGACAAAGUAGGCCAAUUCGCGAGAGAUACACUAAAAAAGCAUAAGGCAAAGUGCAACAAAAAAACAACAAAAUAAAAACAGAGGCAAAAUAACUAAAAAACUUCUGCUACAUUUGUCAAUGACUGAGCGAGAGGCCAACGGACUCGCGUGACUCUGAGCAUAUAACGGAACAAUAACGGAAAUAAGGCGCUAUCUCUCCCCUACUCCAACUCACACUUCAGCUGCUGCUUGUGAAGCCACGUAAAACAGCAGCCGGGCAAUAGAAAAGGCAAACAGCGAAACGACGUUGCCCGGGGUCAUAACAGAGUUGCCUUUUGUGCCCGUCUGGCAAUUGGCCAAGUUAAUAAAGAGAAAGCCGAUAAUGACGUUGCUGCUGCAGCUGCUGCUGAUGUUGAUGAUGACGCUGCUAACUUGGUUAUUGCUGCCAGCAUAGAAAUUGUCAGCAGAGUCACGCAAAGACAGACAUAAAACAAAAGCAACUCGCCCAGCCUCGUAUCCUUGAACGUCGUACCGUCGUCCAGUAAGGCCCCAGUCCCGGCGAGGAGCAGGGCUUACUGCAUUUCCGGUUGUUGUUCCUGUCGUUGGUGCUGCCAUCAACGCCAUCGCCAUCGCCACCGCCAUCAUGCCGCUCCAAAUGGCCCAGAGCAUCUGCGUGGCUUGGCUGCUGUUACUCGUAGUUAUUGUACUGAGCGAUAUGACAAAUGGCGGUGUGCAUGGACCCAUCGAGGGCUACAACUCGCUAGAUGAGAUGACUACGACACCGGGAGCGAUAUAUACGAUGCCCACCGCUGCCUAUACGCAUCCCAAAUGGAUGGAACCAUACUUUGAUCCCUCAACGCCCCGCAAUGUGACCGCCUUGAUGGGCAAAUCCGCAUAUCUCAGUUGCCGUGUGCGCAAUUUGGCCAACAAAACGGUAUCCUGGAUACGGCAUCGAGAUAUACACAUAUUGACGGUGGGCUCGUACACGUACACGUCCGAUCAGCGGUUUCAGGCCACACAUCAUCAGGACACCGAUGACUGGACGCUACAGAUAAAAUGGGCCCAGAAGCGAGAUGCGGGCAUGUACGAAUGCCAGAUAUCAACGCAGCCCGUCCGCAGCUAUUUCGUCCGUCUCAAUGUUGUCGUGCCAACGGCGACCAUACUUGGCGGACCUGACCUUCACGUUGAUAAAGGCAGCACCAUAAAUCUCACUUGCACUGUAAAGUUCAGCCCCGAACCACCGGCCUACAUAUUCUGGUACCAUCACGAGGAGGUCAUUAAUUAUGAUUCAUCAAGAGGCGGCGUGUCGGUAAUUACCGAAAAGGGCGAUGUGACAACCUCAUUUCUGCUCAUACAGAAUGCAGAUCUGGCCGAUUCCGGCAAAUACUCAUGCGCCCCCUCCAACGCAGAUGUGGCCAGCGUUCGUGUGCAUGUUCUAAAUGUUCGGGCCAUAAUUUCAGGUGAACAUCCGGAGGCAAUGCAAACGGGCUCAUCCGGCUGCCAGUACAGUUGGCUGACAAUUGUCAUGCUGUUGGCUCUCGUGCUCGGCUACAGUCAGCGGCAGCAGCAGCAUUGUGCUGCCACACUCGCCACAUGGGGCAGUUGCAGCAGACAUGGUCUCACUCUCGCGGCCAGUGACAGUGACAUUAAAAUAAGAACAUCAACGGCAGCAGCAGCAGCAGCAACAACAACAACAACAACAACAGGAGCUGCCACUAAACGCGUCCUUGAGCUGUCCCCAGCGGUUAGCAGUAACUGUCGCGAGACAUGCCACGCCCACCCGAAACGCAGCUGCCACAGAUGAUCGCUUGGAGGCGUGGUAAAAAGCGUUAACUAAUCUGUUUUGUAUCUAUAUAUCCCCACUAUAUGUAUGUGUAUGUGUGUAUGUAUGACUGUCUGGGCUAGCUAAACACUUAACUAGUUAAGUCUAUUAAGGCCCAUUUGCCAGUUCUAAACUAGCAAUUCAUAUAUAAAAAUUAAUGAUGGCUCACAGCCGGCUAAAGCCUCAUUGCAUAAUCCCCACACAUAGAGCAAACGGAUUAACAUUUAAUGUGUAUUUUGUAUAGUUCCAAUAAGCAAGCAUGUAAAUAACUAACGUAAACUUAUUAACAUAAUUGCAACAUGAAAUGUAUCGCUUAACAACAAAUAAACAGAAACAAACCAAAAUCCGAGAGAUUUUAUGAUGGCCCUUUAAAUACAUAAAUAAAUAAAUAUGAGCGCGCGGGGGUGAAUUUUAUAAUUAGAUAAAAAAAUAAAAAAAAACGAAGCAGCCACAGAAAAACCAAUACAAAGGCAAAAAAAGCAAAAAAAAAACAAAA